Messenger RNA from Botrytis deweyae, 1012 nucleotides. RefSeq lists its product as uncharacterized. The coding region runs from base 173 to 520 and encodes 115 amino acids. Lineage: Eukaryota; Fungi; Ascomycota; Leotiomycetes; Helotiales; Sclerotiniaceae. The transcript is spliced from 2 exons. The record is from RefSeq and is a predicted model, not a curated record. Gene Ontology annotation, cellular component: mitochondrial outer membrane. Gene Ontology annotation, biological process: protein insertion into mitochondrial outer membrane; mitochondrial outer membrane translocase complex assembly.
CUAAACAAUUAUCAGCCUUCCCUAUAGACUCUUCUCGCACUUCAAUGCAUCGCCAGACUCUUCUUUGGCGAUAGCGAUUCUCACGUUCUUUCUAUGCUUUUCCUAGGAAAUUAAUUAACCCUCUACGUCCAUCCACUCAACCGCCGUUUAAUCGACCCUCCAUUACCCCAAAAUGUCCAUCUCCGCAUCAGAUUCCUAUAUGCAUGCCUCCUCCCACACUCAAGAUGACGAACUCCACGAGUUAGAUUCUCUGCCUUCCUCUGUCGAUAGUUCAGAUUAUGCCUCUUCAGACGAUGUAGAAGAAUCCGAUGCACAGAAAGAAUGGGAAGCCAGUUUGCAGCAGUUGGAAAUGAUGCUUACGAUGGUGAUUGUACCAUGGUGUGGGAAAUACUUUGGAAGGAAAUUUGCUUAUUGGAGUUGGGCAAAGUACAUGACGUGGAAGUAUCCAGUCACUGUCGAAAUAACCAGUAACCCUACCUUUAAGGGUGCCGGAGCUAUCGAAGCCGCAGCUACGUUAUGAGUAACCCAGGAGUUUGAGUAAUUUGUGAGCUAGCGACCUUAACGCCUGCGAAUGCGAAGCCAGUCAAUACCAGAGGGGAUAUAUUUACGAAUGCAAGUCGCAGAUUCGAGAAAGACUUUCUUGUGAAGUUAUGGACAAAAAGCUCGUGGGCAAGUGAACAUGUGGACUGGGGCAAUAUCAGACACCAUCCAUCAGACGUUUCACGCAAUAAGAAAGUUCUUUGGUAUAUCAUAAGGGAUAUGUUCAGUUACAGCGAGCAUGGCAUUGGGAUUGGCGUUUAUAGAUGAUGUAUAUGGGGUAUAUUGCCGAUAUGUGGUACAUCGGCUGGGUACACUGCAUAAAGAGGGUCGCUUGAGGACAAGCAGGAAGUGUAUAUGAUUUAGUUCACUCAGUACAUAUGGUAAUGCAUCUACACAUUUUUCAGAAGUGGUUUUUUUCCCCAAGAAAAUCCAACGAAGUAGUCGCACCUUUUGAUUGAUGGUUCGUUUGAAA